AUGACUGACAUCUUAAAGAAUCCUAAGGUGAGAUAAAUCAUUCAAGAUGUUGUAGGAGGAUGUGCGAAUUAGACUGCAACAGUGCUUGAAAUGACAUUUGUGUAAAUAUACACUGCGGAUGAAGGUAAGCACAAAUUUCAUGGAUCCAACAUUGCAGGAAUUCUGUGCUUUCUAAUAGACAGAAGAGAAGGAAAAUGCUUUUACUUGAGAGUUUAUGAUCCUGCAACUCUGUAAGUUCUAUUUUCAAUGGAACUUUGUUAUGGAAUCAAAGACUUUUGGUAACCUGUCCAUGGAAUCGCCAAUUUCUAUAGCAUACCCAUUUCUAAAGGUUUUAUUGGUUUCUUGUUUCCAAAUGUCGAUGAAGCUACAAAGAUAACGUAAAAGAUUUGUUCAAAUGGUCCAACGAAACAAUAAUUAGAAGAAAUUAAUGCCUAAAUUGAAAAAGAGGAAAAGGAGAGAAAGAAACUUGACAAACUAGAAAAAGAAAAGGGAACAGUUAAAGGUGCAUUUAAAGACUUUUUUGGAUUGAAUAAACAAGUCGAGAAGUAAGUAUAAGUGAGUGGUCCAACCGGAUUCAAAAGGAAUUAAUUAACAUUUAAUCUUGACACCGGAGAAAUUAACUUAGAUGAAUUGCCUCCAGAGCUGAUCAAUGCUUUCAAAAAGGCAGGAAUUACUAAAAAGGAUUUACAAGAUAAAAAUCAAGCCAAAGAAAUCUUCAAGGCUGUUGCUAAUUUCAAUGAAAAUCCUACUGCUCCUCCUCCCCCUCCUCCACCUCCUCCUUCAAAGUAGCAACAAUAAUAACAAGUCGUUCCACCACCUCCUGCGCCUUCAGCUAAAGGUGGUGCUCCACCUCCACCUCCUCCACCCCCUCCUCCUCCUCCUCCACCUCCUCCCCCUCCCAAAGGUGUUCCACCUCCUCCUAGAGGUCCUCCACCUCCCCCACCUCCUAAGGCACCUAUUAGUGGAUAACCCCAAGUGACUUAGCCUAAUACAUAACAGUAAUAGCAAGCUCCAAAACAACAACCUAAAAGUUAAUCCAAUAAAAAUGAUCUAUUGGCUGAAAUUUAGUAAGGUGUGAAGUUAAAACAUGUUGAAAAGAAUGAGUGUAAAGUAGACAUAAAAGAAAUGGAUAAAAAACAAUAAGAUGAUUUAUCAAGUUAUUUAGCUUAAAUGAUGGCUCAAAGAAGAGAACAACUAACUAAAAAUAGAAAGGAUAGCUCUGAUAGUCAUAAUUCUGGUUGGUCUGAUGAUUGA
Messenger RNA from Paramecium tetraurelia, 1254 nucleotides. RefSeq lists its product as uncharacterized. The transcript is spliced from 4 exons. Gene Ontology annotation, cellular component: cytoplasm; actin filament. Lineage: Eukaryota; Ciliophora; Oligohymenophorea; Peniculida; Parameciidae. The record is from RefSeq and is a predicted model, not a curated record. Gene Ontology annotation, molecular function: microtubule binding; actin binding. Gene Ontology annotation, biological process: actin filament polymerization.